AUGAAAUUGAUUUUUUUAAAGUCACUCUUUUUCAAGAUAACUGCUCUGUCCAUAAAUCAGCUGCUGUUAAAAAAUAUUCUUCAAUAUGAAGAAAAUAACAUUAGGGUACAAUUUAUUCCACCCUCUUCACCAGAUUUAAAUAUAAUAGAAAACCUAUGGCCAAUCUUAAAAAAAAGUAUAGUUCAACGUCGCAUCGCCAAACCUCGUAAACCUUUCGAUGAAUCAAUUCAUCUUUUUUGGUUUAAUAUUGAACAAUCAAUUUUAAAUAAAUUAAAUGAAUCAAUUUCAACCGGAAUAAAUAGAAUAAUUCAAAAUAGAGAAGAGCUUUCAUUAACUGGGGUUAGAUCUGAAAGCGAACUUGGUCUAAGAGUAAAGAAAUUAAGGCUUCACCGACAGCUAGGAAGUAUAGGGGAUAGCUUCUGUUUAUUUAUACUCUGCAUGAACUAA
Messenger RNA from Dictyostelium purpureum, 447 nucleotides. RefSeq lists its product as uncharacterized. The record is from RefSeq and is a predicted model, not a curated record. The transcript has 2 exons. Bases 1 to 447 code for a protein of 148 amino acids. Lineage: Eukaryota; Evosea; Eumycetozoa; Dictyosteliales; Dictyosteliaceae. Gene Ontology annotation, molecular function: nucleic acid binding.